This is a messenger RNA of Sphaeroforma arctica JP610, 2113 nucleotides long. RefSeq names its product developmentally-regulated GTP-binding protein 1. NCBI's taxonomy places the organism in Eukaryota, Ichthyosporea, Ichthyophonida. Gene Ontology annotation, cellular component: cytoplasm. Gene Ontology annotation, molecular function: GTP binding; GTPase activity. Bases 213 to 1322 code for a protein of 369 amino acids. The record is from RefSeq and is a predicted model, not a curated record. Gene Ontology annotation, biological process: cytoplasmic translation. The transcript has 7 exons.
ACUCUCUAAAUGACAUCGGGCACACACACCGCAGAAAACACCGUCCAACCCAAGCAACAAUCGAUAAAAGAGAAGAAUAAUCACGCCCAUAGGUUCGCGCACUUGCACAUUGAAUACUCAGCCUUUCAUACAGCACGCAUCGUCAACUCUGCGACUGAUUAAUAUCAUAGCGAAACCGAACACAUACGCCGAAAGCGUUUUAAUCUGCAAAUAUGUCCAUCGUCGACCGAAUCAAAGCCAUCGAAGAUGACAUGGCCCGCACCCAAAAGAAUAAGGCAACGUCGCAGCAUUUGGGUCUUUUAAAAGCGAAGGUUGCGAAGUUAAAGCGUGAGUUGAUUGAAGGUCCAAAAGGUUCAGGUGGUGGUGGCAAAGGGGAAGGAUUCGAUGUUGCUAAAUCUGGUGAUGCUAGGAUUGGAUUUAUCGGUUUUCCGUCAGUAGGGAAGUCUACGUUACUGUCCAAUCUGGCGGGAGUACAUUCAGAAGUGGCGGCGUAUGAAUUCACAACUCUAACGACAGUUCCUGGUCAGAUUAGUUAUAAGGGUGCCAAGAUCCAGCUGCUGGAUUUACCUGGUAUUAUCGAGGGAGCGAAGGAUGGCAAGGGUAGAGGACGUCAAGUUAUUGCAGUUGCGCGUACCUGCUCACUGAUCUACAUUGUGCUGGACUGCAUGAAGCCUCUGGGACACAAAAGGAUCAUCGAGGCAGAAGUCGAAGGCUUCGGUAUUCGCCUCAACAAGAAGCCGCCCCAGUUGGUGCUGAAGAAGAAAGACAAAGGAGGCAUCAACUUCGUGGCACAUUGUCCGGUCACACACUUGGACGCUGAGACCGUCACAAGUGUGCUGAAAGAAUACAAAAUCCUGAGCGCCGAUGUGCGUUUGAUGGAGGAUUGCACUGUCGAUGAUCUGAUUGACGUGAUCGAAGGCAACCGUGUGUACAUCCCGGCCGUUUACGUGCUGAAUAAGAUAGAUCAGAUCUCAAUAGAAGAGCUAGACAUCAUCUGCAAAACCCCGCACUGUGUUCCCAUCUCUGCACAUCACCGAUGGAACUACGAUGGAUUACUACAACUAACCUGGAAGUACUUGGACCUGGUACGGGUAUUCACGAAGCCCAAGGGCCAGCUACCCGACUACGAUCAACCCGUGGUGUUGCAACGAGAGAAACGGACUGUCGAAAACUUCUGUAUGAAGAUCCACAGGGCUCUGCUCACCGACUUCAAACACGCUCUGGUUUGGGGCCAAUCAGUCAAGCACAAUCCACAACGGGUGGGCAAAGACCACGUGCUCGAGGAUGAAGACGUGGUACAGAUUAUCAAGAAGGUUAAAUAAAUACGAUGCAGUGCACAGCGUGAUUUGAUUUUAGGGCAAGACUCGAAGUGUCGCGAAGGGGAUGAUUCGCAUAGAUUUGGCGACACACUGAGUUUAGGUAUCAGCUUCACACAGAAGAAUGAUGCCAGAUAUUGUUCGUACGAAAUGAUUGAUGUUUUCUGCAGGGAUACUUGGUGUCACAAGCACAUUCCCAAAUCGAGGUAGAGUCAUAUUUAGGCAUUGGAGAAGCUCACAGUAGUAGUUUGUGAAUGCAUGUGCAACUCAAAAUAGCUGUCGGUCUUUUACACCAAUAUGAAGAAUCCCGCAGAUUUGCCACAUCCUCGCUGUAACAUGCACUUCCGAGUUGGGAUAGUACUGAUCGCGUUAUCAAUUAGUAUUACUGGCAGAACUCAACUUCCACUAUACUCGCGCCAGUCUAGCUUCAAACAACGCAUUUGAUUGUUGUUCACUCCCACCAUAGCCACAAGUAAAUAUUCUCAGGUGAGGUUCUUCUACCACAACCACUACGUCGAGUAUCGUGCUUCCUCUUUGGUAUUCAGAAAUGCAUGAGUAUACGACAGAUAAGCGUUGAUCGACAAGACGGUUUCCUAAGAAAUGCAUGAGUAUACGGCAGAUUAACAUUGAUCGACUAGACGGUCGCCUAAGAAAUGCAUGAGUAUACGGCAGAUACACAUUGAUCGAUGGUGUACUCUACUCCCACGACAAGUGGAUAUACGCGAAUUAACAGUCGUCAGCGCGAGAAAGCCGUACCAACAUACAACUUUGCUGAAUAGAAUACACCAAAAUCACAC